AGUCUUUCGGCCUUUUGGCGACGCGGGGCCUGCCCUCUGCUGUGUAGCGAUUACGUGGCGCGAAAGCGGAGACAGGACGCAAGCGCGGCAUCAUGGCGGCUCCCGGUGGUCGGUCGAGGGUGCUCUUGCUACUGCUGGUAGCCGGGAUCGUAUCCCGCGCGUGGGGCCUUUACUUCCACUUGGGCGAAACGGAACGCAAAUGCUUCAUCGAGGAGAUCCCGGACGAGACCAUGGUCAUCGGGAAUUACCGGACGCAGUUGUACGAUAAGCAGCGAGAAGAGUACCUUCCUGCUACUCCGGGCCUGGGCAUGUUUGUGGAGGUGAAGGACCCCGAUGAAAAGGUGGUGUUGUCACGGCAGUAUGGCUCAGAGGGCAGAUUCAUCUUUACUUCACACACCCCAGGAGAGCAUCAGAUCUGCCUGCACUCCAAUUCCACAAAGUUUUCCCUUUUUGCAGGAGGCAUGCUGAGGGUCCAUCUUGACAUCCAAGUUGGGGAACAUGCCAAUGAUUAUGCUGAGAUUGCAGCUAAGGACAAGCUGAGUGAGCUGCAGUUGCGUGUUCGCCAGCUUCUGGAGCAGAUAGAACAGAUCCAGAAAGAACAAAACUACCAAAGGUGGCGAGAGGAGCGUUUCCGGCAAACCAGUGAAAGCACAAACCAGAGGGUUCUCUGGUGGUCCAUAAUUCAGACUCUCAUCCUUGUAGUCAUUGGCGUUUGGCAAAUGAGACACCUCAAGAGUUUCUUUGAAGCCAAGAAGCUGGUAUAAAACAAGAGUAAUAUCAGCCCAAAGCCUGCAUUUCUUCCAGGAACAGUUCCUGGCACUUCAGGUGUCUGCAUUGAUCUUCUCUUUUCUCAUUGGCCCUUUCCACCAGACUGGUUACUUGCCAGGAUCUGUGCCAUCUACCUCCCAGUGUGUCCGCUCUUCUUCCUCCUUCAACAUGUCAGCCUGUGGUGAUUUCAAUGCAGUGCUUUGGCCCCAGGAAGAUGCUGCCUUCUUUCCAGAUAGUCAAGACCAGUCCCCCUCUCUAGCUCUAUAGGAAGAGUGUGUUUUGUUUUUGUAUUUGCAGAGAGGGGAGGAAGGCACCAUGUCUUCCACUUUUCUCCUGACUAAUUAUGUUCUUCAGAAUUAGACUCUCUUCUGAAAGGUGAUUGGAACUUUGCAUAGCCAGUAUCACAGUUUAUCAGAGCCAAGAAAACUUGCAAUUUUUAACUGUGUUGUAUAUGUACUGGCACUGAUUUCUAAAUACCACCACCAGUGCACCACUCAGGAGAAUGUUUUGAAUGAGAAGAUCUGGAGGCUCUCCUUUCAAUUCUCUUUUUCAUCAUACAUAGGACGCAGUUUGAUUUGGGGAUUUGCUGCUAUGGAAUUAAUAGGAUUCUUUCUGAAAGAAAUCUGUGUUAUGGGAUUAAUGUGCUGAUCACUGGGCUUCUAAUAAAAGAUGAUUAAGUAUUGAAAUUCACUUAUACUCUUCUUCUCUAUCUUGUUAAAAUUGAUUUUUCCUGUCUAUACCUACUCACCAUUUUCUGGCAUAGACAGUACUUCAUUUUCUUAUUACCUUGAAUGUAUAAGCAGUUGCAAGGUUGCUUUUACAACAGUGCAACUUAAAGUAGCAGCAUUCAAUAGGAUAUAUGCAGCAGUAUCUGCAGCAAACCACAGUGAAACCAAAAUUAUGACAUACAUGUAUUAUACAGAUGCCACCUAGUUGCAUCUAAGUAUGUGUUAUUUCUA
Molecule: messenger RNA, 1727 nt
Organism: Pseudonaja textilis
Lineage: Eukaryota; Metazoa; Chordata; Lepidosauria; Squamata; Elapidae
Gene: TMED9
Product: transmembrane p24 trafficking protein 9
Source: RefSeq, a predicted model, not a curated record